Messenger RNA from Westerdykella ornata, 1419 nucleotides. RefSeq lists its product as uncharacterized. Gene Ontology annotation, cellular component: mitochondrion. NCBI's taxonomy places the organism in Eukaryota, Fungi, Ascomycota, Dothideomycetes, Pleosporales, Sporormiaceae. The record is from RefSeq and is a predicted model, not a curated record. The coding region runs from base 204 to 1394 and encodes 396 amino acids. The transcript is spliced from 2 exons.
UCAGCAACUGCAUGUGCCAGAACUCCGAUUGGGAAUGAGCUUCUGCGACAAGAAUUCUGGUUAACUGGAAUCGAGCGGCCCAAUAUAUCGAGAGCACAUGUGAAGAACCCCCCUCGCCCAAAACCACAGAUUACAUAAUCCGCAUCACCCAUCUCAACUAGCUCGGUGACGGGAAACUCGGUCCCCCUCCAUCAAACACCAACAUGGCUGCACCCCGCCUCCAGUUCCUCUGGCCGAUGCUAUUCAGACCCCUGAAACCAAACGAAGCCAUUCCUCAUUUCAGACUUGACAAAGGCCAUUCCCCACGUCACUUCUCCUCGUGUCCCCCUCAUACCCAUCCAGUUCGACAACGCUAUGGACCCGCCCGGGAGCCAGAACCCCAUCUCCGCGAGCAGGCCGCCCAAAACGUACAAGAUACCGCAAAAGCAAAUACCGACACUCAAAAGCCCCCGGUGAAAGGACCCCUAGAAGAGGAAGAGGAGGAGGAACCACCCCCAAUCAUCUACUCUACCCCCGAUCGCCCGACGACCACCACCUCCGAAACUCUAGACGAAGCCAUGCCCGUCUCCGCAGCCCCAGAUCCGCCUCUCACAGGCGACUCAAAGCCCCUGGAUACCGUACUGCACAUGCCGAGCCCAGCCGAAGAGGAGUCGCGGAGACCGCCGCACCUGAAGACCCCGCCCUACGUCCACCACUUUGAUAGUUACAGUCUGGUGAAGCAAUUGACCAAAGGGGGAUACGCGCCCGAGCAAGCCGUCACCAUCAUGAAGGCCGUGCGAGGCAUACUCACCGAGAACAUUGAGCUCGCACGGCAAAGCCUCGUGUCCAAGUCGAAUGUCGAGAACGAGACGUAUCUCUUCCGCGCCGCGUGCAGCGAGUUGCGCAUCGAGGUGCAGAAUAGUCGCAAGAGCGAGAUGGAGAAGAUGCGCACCGAGAGGAACCAGUUGCAGCACGAGGUGGAUAUUUUGAAUCAGCGGCUGGGGCAGGAGACGGGCGCGUUGAAGGAUGAGUUGAAGGGGUUGUUUGACGAUAGGAAGAUGGCGGUGAGGAAUGAGCAGAGGGCCAUGGAUUCGAAGAUUCAAGAACUAAACUACAAGAUUACCGUCGCAUUGAACUCGGAUGCCCGCAGCGAGGUCGAGGCUCUGCGCUGGGUUCUUACGCGACGGGCGGCCAUCACAAUAGGCGUGUCCGCAUUCAUGCUGUUCCUGGCUUUGCGAUACUCCACCUAUGUGCACCACAACCAGCAAGAGGAGAAGAAGAAGGCUCAGAAGCGACAGCCCCCAGAGCAAGCACAGGAUAACACAGCAGCCAGCCCUCCACCUGCUCCACCCAGCGGACAAGAAGCUUCAGGGGGAGAAUUAUUGGCCUCCACGGGUGGGGUCUCAUUAGGAUGAACUGCGACGAACAGCAUCAUGAAAA